This is a messenger RNA of Aspergillus heteromorphus CBS 117.55, 1721 nucleotides long. RefSeq names its product ribosome-binding protein NMD3. The record is from RefSeq and is a predicted model, not a curated record. NCBI's taxonomy places the organism in Eukaryota, Fungi, Ascomycota, Eurotiomycetes, Eurotiales, Aspergillaceae. Bases 59 to 1627 code for a protein of 522 amino acids. Gene Ontology annotation, cellular component: nucleus; cytoplasm. Gene Ontology annotation, biological process: ribosomal large subunit export from nucleus. The transcript has 3 exons. Gene Ontology annotation, molecular function: ribosomal large subunit binding.
UCUUGCAUCUCCCUUUUUCUGUUCUGUCUAUUGUUAGGCUUCAGUAACUGCUGCCAACAUGUCGAUGGAUUUGGAUGCGCCGGUGCCUUUCUCGGCUUACACGGAUCAGUCCGCUGCGACUAUUCUUUGCUGCAACUGCGGUGCUCCUAUCGACGGAACGACAUCAGCAGGCGCUCUUUGCCAGGACUGUGUGAAGUUGACAGUAGAUAUCUCCCAAGGUAUCCCGAGAGAAGCGGUUCUGCAAUGCUGCAAGGAUUGUGAGCGUUGGCUUCAGCCGCCCACCAGCUGGAUCAGUGCCGCGCUUGAGUCCAAGGAACUGCUCGCACACUGUCUGCGCAAGCUUCGUGGCUUGAACAAGGUCCGGAUUAUCGACGCCAGCUUCAUUUGGACCGAACCCCACUCGAAACGUAUUAAGGUCAAGAUCACCAUCCAGCAGGAAGCGUUCCAGGGCACGAUUGUGCAGCAGACCUUCGAGGUAGAAUAUGUGGUCGCCUCACUACAAUGUCCCGACUGCAAGAAGUCGUUCACCGUCAACACGUGGAACUCCAGCAUCCAGCUGCGCCAAAAGGUGCCUCACAAGCGAACCUUCCUCUACCUUGAGCAGAUCAUCCUCAAGCACAACGCUCACCGCGAUACGAUCAACAUCAAGGAAGCUAAAGACGGGUUGGAUUUCUACUUUGCGCAGCGGAACCAUGCCGAUAAGAUGGUCGAGUUCCUUGCCUCGGUUGCGCCAACCAAGGUGAAGAAGUCGCAGGAGCUGAUCUCCAUGGAUGUGCACACCUCGUCCAAGUCUUACAAGUUCACCUUCUCUAUCGAGCUCAUUCCCAUCUGCAAGGAUGACUUGGUCGCGCUACCCAUCAAGCUCGCUAGAUCUCUCGGCAACAUCUCGCCCUUGACGCUUUGUCACCGCGUUGGCACUACGGUCAACCUCCUCGAUCCCAACACCCUCCAAACCACCGAUAUCCCGACAGGUACCUACUGGCGGUCGCCCUUCCGGAACCUUGCCGACGUCACCCAGCUGGUGGAAUUUAUCAUCAUGGACAUUGAUUUGGUAGGACGCUCGAACGGACGGUUCCACCUCGCUGAGGCGACUGUUGCCCGCGCCUCGGAUUUGGGCUCCAACGACCAGACCUACUUCACCCGCACUCAUCUUGGUGGAGUUCUCCACGUCGGUGACGUUGUGCUCGGAUACCACCUCACUGGCGCCAACUUCAACGACCCCAACUUCGAGGAACUCGAGGCCAGCAGCCAGUACAGCUCUACCAUCCCCGACGUUGUGCUCGUCAAGAAGUUCUACGCCCGCAAGAAGAAGAACAAGGCCCGUAACUGGCGCCUCAAGCGCAUGGCUCGCGAAUACGAGGAGGAGGCCGCCGCGCAGCAGACCGCCGUCCUUAGCAAGAAGCAAGAGCAGGAGCGUAAUCGUUUGGAACAGGACUACGAGAUGUUCUUGCGGGAUGUCGAGGAGGACCAGGAGCUGCGUGGCACUCUGGAUCUGUACAAGGCACGGAAACAGAUGGCCGCCCAGAACGACAUGGAUAUGGAUGAGAGUGAAGAUGAGGAGGUGCCCAAGAUCGACAUGGACGAGCUGCUUGAUGACUUUGACGAGUUGAAUAUGAACGACGAUUAAGGUAGAUAGAUGAUACACAGUGAAUCUCAUGAUGAUUCUCCAAUACACGGGCAUCUGUAGUGAAGGCUUCGGCUCUUCAAUGUCAAACUCGAUA